This is a messenger RNA of Amphiprion ocellaris (clown anemonefish), 1671 nucleotides long. RefSeq names its product tubulin alpha-1A chain. The transcript is spliced from 4 exons. The record is from RefSeq and is a predicted model, not a curated record. Gene Ontology annotation, molecular function: structural constituent of cytoskeleton; GTP binding. Gene Ontology annotation, cellular component: cytoplasm; microtubule. NCBI's taxonomy places the organism in Eukaryota, Metazoa, Chordata, Actinopteri, Pomacentridae. Gene Ontology annotation, biological process: microtubule cytoskeleton organization; mitotic cell cycle. Bases 161 to 1516 code for a protein of 451 amino acids.
AGGCGGGCGGCAGCGACCGGCGCCGGGGCUGCAGUCGUAUAAAUACCCCCUCCAUCCUCGUGUGCGCCAUUAUCUCUUACAUCGACCCCAUAACAGUCGAAUUGUAAGACGAAGAGCUGCUGCUGCUGCAAACCUCCAGCGAGAAUAAAACUGAAUAAAAAUGCGUGAGUGCAUCUCCAUCCACGUUGGUCAGGCUGGUGUCCAGAUCGGCAAUGCCUGCUGGGAGCUUUACUGUCUUGAACAUGGAAUCCAGCCGGACGGACAGAUGCCCAGUGACAAGACCAUCGGAGGAGGAGAUGAUUCCUUCAACACCUUCUUCAGUGAGACUGGAGCUGGAAAACACGUCCCCAGAGCUGUAUUUGUGGACCUGGAGCCCACUGUCAUCGAUGAGGUUCGCACUGGGACCUACCGCCAGCUGUUCCAUCCUGAGCAGCUGAUCACUGGCAAAGAGGAUGCUGCCAACAACUACGCUCGUGGACACUACACCAUCGGUAAAGAGAUCAUUGAUCUGGUUCUGGACAGGAUCCGCAAACUGGCUGACCAGUGCACUGGUCUUCAGGGCUUCCUGGUGUUUCACAGCUUCGGUGGAGGCACCGGCUCUGGUUUCACCUCCCUGCUGAUGGAGCGUCUGUCUGUGGACUAUGGCAAGAAGUCCAAACUGGAGUUCUCCAUCUACCCAGCUCCCCAGGUGUCCACUGCUGUGGUGGAGCCCUACAACUCCAUCCUGACCACCCACACCACCCUGGAGCACUCCGACUGUGCCUUCAUGGUAGAUAAUGAGGCCAUUUACGACAUCUGCCGUAGGAACCUCGAUAUCGAGCGUCCCACAUACACUAAUCUGAACAGGCUAAUCGGUCAGAUUGUGUCCUCCAUCACUGCUUCUCUUCGUUUUGAUGGUGCCCUGAAUGUUGAUCUGACAGAGUUCCAGACCAACUUGGUGCCAUAUCCCCGUAUCCACUUCCCUCUGGCCACCUAUGCCCCUGUCAUCUCCGCUGAGAAGGCUUACCAUGAGCAACUCUCAGUGUCUGAGAUCACCAACGCCUGCUUUGAGCCGGCCAAUCAGAUGGUGAAAUGUGACCCUCGCCAUGGCAAGUACAUGGCUUGUUGUCUUUUGUACCGUGGUGAUGUGGUGCCUAAAGAUGUCAAUGCUGCCAUUGCCACCAUCAAAACCAAGCGCACCAUCCAGUUUGUGGACUGGUGUCCCACCGGCUUCAAGGUUGGCAUCAACUACCAGCCGCCCACCGUGGUUCCUGGUGGAGAUCUGGCCAAGGUCCAGAGGGCUGUGUGCAUGCUGAGCAACACCACUGCUAUUGCAGAGGCCUGGGCUCGGCUGGACCACAAGUUUGAUCUGAUGUACGCUAAGCGGGCCUUUGUUCACUGGUAUGUAGGUGAGGGUAUGGAGGAGGGAGAGUUCUCUGAGGCCAGAGAGGACAUGGCAGCUCUGGAGAAGGAUUAUGAGGAGGUGGGAGUCGACAGUGUUGAGGGUGAGGGAGAGGAUGAAGGAGAGGAGUAUUAAAAAGGGACAUGAAGGCUUUAUUUAAACAUGAAAUAAUUGAUUGCAAUGGGUCCCUAAAUGCAUUCCAAACAAGUGUGUCAUUUUGACUGUUCAGAUUAAAACUUCUGAAAAUGUCAAGUUUGACUAUGUUCUCAAUAAAUUCUCUGUAACAUGAA